Penicillium oxalicum is the source of this 2394-nucleotide messenger RNA. RefSeq names its product FAD-dependent monooxygenase roqM. Lineage: Eukaryota; Fungi; Ascomycota; Eurotiomycetes; Eurotiales; Aspergillaceae. Gene Ontology annotation, biological process: secondary metabolite biosynthetic process. The record is from RefSeq and is a predicted model, not a curated record. The transcript has 4 exons. Bases 1 to 2394 code for a protein of 797 amino acids. Gene Ontology annotation, molecular function: monooxygenase activity; FAD binding.
AUGACAAUUCAAUCAUCAGAGGCUGAUGGUGGAGGUGCUAUGGCCAAGUCGAGUGGUAUCAAGGUCAUCAUCGUUGGCCUCGGUAUGGCUGGGCUGAGUGCGGCCAUUGAAUGCCAUCUCCAAGGACAUACGGUCAUCGGACUCGAGAAAGCGCCCCAGCCCACUCAUCCUGGGGAUAUUUUCAGUAUUGGCCGGAAUGGCGCACGGGUCAUUCAGCAAUGGGACAAUGGAUCCGUCGCGCGAGAACUGGACGCAGUACGAUGUGACAUUGAAUCCAUCACCGUCUAUGAUGAGACCGGUACAGUCAAAGAGAAGAAGGAGAUGGAUGGCUUCCGCCUUGGGGAAGGAUGGGUAAUCAACCGAUCUGACACAGUGGGAGCGCUCCACCGCUACGCCCAGAGGUUGACGAUUGACCUACGAUUCGGCAUUACAGUCAAGGAUUACUGGGAGGAGGAGUCUCAGGCCGGAGUCAUGAUUGAGAGCCAUGAGGGCCAUGAACGACUGGCUGCGGACUGUGUGAUUGCCAGCGAUGGAAUCCAUAGCAAGGCGCGGGCUGUCGUGUUGGGAGGUCAUGAGAAAACACAUCUCCGCAAAACUGGCAGUGCCAUUUUCCGAUGCGGAUUUCCCGCCAGCCUCUUACAAGAUUGUCCGGAGGCACAGUGGCUUCUAGAAGGGACAGAAACUCAUGACCAAUUGAAUCACUUCAUUGGUAAGGAUAUCACCGUGUUGAUGGGAACGGGUCGACAUGGGAAGGAUGUGUACUGGGGAUGCAUGCACAAGAGCUUACACGAUGUUUCGGAGCCGUGGCUUCAGGUCUCCGACGCCUCAAAGGCGUUGGAGUACAUCCAACACUGGCCAUGUAAGGCGAAACUGGAAGCGAUCAUCCAGAAAACUCCUCAUGGAAAAUGCUUCGACCACCUCGUCCUGGCGGCCGAUCCACUUCCUCGUUGGACGUCAUUGCAGGGUCGAACAAUCCUCAUCGGGGACGCAGCUCACCCUUUCCUGCCGACGACCGGUCAGGGCGCGAAUCAAGCUCUGGAGGACGCCGCCGUGGUCGCCAUCUGCCUCAAACUGGCGGGAAAAUCGCGCAUCCCGCUGGGGCUGCUCGUUACGGAGAAGCUUCGGCAUCAACGCGUCAGUCUCAUUCAAGACGGUGGACUAAAGCUCCUGCAGACUUUGCACAAAGCCGACUGGAAUGCCGAGUCGAAAGAGGAGAUCCCUACCAUGGUGGCGCGUCCAACUUGGAUCUUUGCGCAUGACUGCCGAGCGUCGACAUACGAGGAUUUCGACACGGCAGCUAACGCUAUCCUUACGGGCAAGGAGUUCAUCCCGACCAACAUUCCGUCUGAUGGCCUCUUUCGCAUUGUGGAUGAGGAAAGCAGGGGAUCCAAGCUCUCCAAUGACAAGCUCAUGAAAGUGCCUCUGACUGACAAUGUUGAGUUGAUCGAGCGACAAAACGACACAACCGAGAAGCACACCUCGAUACAGCAGAUACGAGGUGCCGCUGCCCUCGCCGAAAGGCAUAAUGCCCCCUCUAUUGAGCUCCGUCUCGGUCGCUCCCAAACUACUCUUCAUUCACAAGACAGAAUGAACACCCAAAGCCCCAAAUAUGUCCGUCAGUUGUGCGGACAACGCAUUCUCAUCAUCGGUGGCACUUCGGGUAUCGGGUAUGCGGUCGCCGAAGCUGCGCUGGAGCAUCGCGCCCUGGUCACCAUUGUCGGUUCCAACCCCACGAAGCUCGAAAAGGCGAUGACUGCUCUCAAAGCGUCCUACCCACUGGAGACAGAAUCAGAGGAGGCUCUCCAAGGACUGACCUGUGAUCUGGCGGACGCCAGUCAGCUUGACACCAACAUUCAACAAGUCUUGAAGGUUGCAGCCAGCGAUGAUGGCCUCAACCAUGUGGUCAUCACGGCCGCAGACAUGACACCACCGCCUCCUUCCCUGGCGGAUAUCACAGUUGAGAGCUUCCAGCGCACUGGCACAAUCCGCUUUCUAGCGCCAUUGAUUGUCGCAAAGCACCUGUCGCGCUUCAUGAAGGGGUCGGCGGCCAACUCGCUCACUCUCACAAGCGGGGCGCAUGCCCGUAAGCCCGAUCCUGGAUGGACAGCAAUCGCAGCCUACUGCGGUGCUGUUGAAUCCAUGGCCAAGGGACUAGCAAUUGACCUGAAGCCGAUCAGAGUCAACGUGGUCGCGCCGGGAGCAGUCCUUACCGAGGUGGUGAAGGAUAUCCUGGGCGCAGGGUACGACAUCGCGGUCCAGAUGGCGAGAGACAAGUCCCUGGUGGGCAACGCGGGUAGCCCCGAGAAUGUCGCGCAGGCUUAUCUGUAUUUGAUGAAGGACGCGUACAACUCAGGGAGUGUCUUGGAGACAAAUGGUGGCAUGUUCUUAGCUUAA